AUGGAACUGGAAAAGGCAAGCUUAGGAAAGGAUGCCGAAAAAGAAAAGAGUGAUGCUAAGAAAGGACGGCAUCGUAGGAAACACAAGUUCAACUCCAUACGCGCGCAAAUGGAAUUUUAUUUCUCGGAUGCUAAUUUGACCAAAGAUCGAUAUUUGGGACAGCUAGUGCGGAAUGAUCCAUUCAUACCAUUGGAAGAGUUUCUAAAGUUUAACAAAAUCAAAGCGCUUACAACAAACGCAGAUGAUAUUGCAAAUUCUAUAAAGAAUUCCAAUUUGAUUGAGCUAUCCGAAGACCGCACUAAAGUGCGUCGUAAAACGGAGCUGACAGUCAAAGAAAAUUGUGAGGAAUGCACUAUUUAUGUAGAAAGCCUGCCGCCAAAAGCUAAUCACGACUGGGUGCGAAAUGUUUUCUCCGGUUACGGUAAAGUGGCGUAUGUAUCGCUGCCGAAAUUCAAGCAUUCUAGAAAAAUCAAAGAGUUCGGCUUUAUCGAAUUCGAGGAGGAAUCUAGCGUACAAAAAGCGCUAAAAGCAUUUGAAACAUUUGGUGGUGUAUUAGCGUAUGAAACGACCGAUCCUGCAAAGAUGGCGAGCAUAAAAACCUACGAACAGGAUAAGAACGAGCAAGAAGGGACCGAUAAUCCCGAACCAGAAAAACAAGAAACAUCAGAAGUCGAAGUGCAGCAAUUGGGGUCGCAAUCGAUUGUAUUGCCUUCUGCCUCAGAAAAUGAUCCGGAACAGGAUGAUGGAGGAGGUGAACCAGCGGCAAAGAGACAUAAAAUCGAGCCGGCAAGUGAAGACGAAGAAGAUACGCAAGACUUUCCUCAAAUAGACCAAGAGGAAAACGCGUGUGUAAAACAUGAAAACAAACUAGUUCCCGAGUCCACAAGCGAUGAUGAAGUUCAGGCCAAACAGAAUGAAAUUGUUGAUAAGAAUGAUGCAGCAAAUGAAAAGCUGGGAAGUACGGAACAGGAUCAUAUUACUGAGAUAGAUUUGGAAGGUGGAAGGAAAAAAUGUCGACAACGUAAAGGCUCCAGCAUUAUCAAAAAAGAGCUCCAGUUGGACGAUAAAGUUUAUGAGCUCAAAAUAAUGACCAAGAAAGAAUGGCGACGUUUGAGGAAUAAGUAUCUCAAUUUACAGAAGCAAGAAGCGAAGAAAUUAAAACGUUUGUUUGUGCAAACGGGAAAACACCACCAACGCCAUCCAAAAACGGUGGCUACUACUGUGACCGGUGGAAUAGCCAUGAAAUCGAUAAAAUCCUCUCCGAGGGUCAACUUUUAUGGAGCGAUGCCAAUUGAUGACGAACGUUCGGAAGAAAAUGAAGUGCACCUUCAUCAGCAGGAGCAAUCGGAAGAAAGCGCCGCACUUGCGAAAAAACCGUUGUUUUCUUUCGAACCGGGGCUAAUAGUAAGUGUUAAGUUCCGGGAACCGUGCGUGGACGUGAAGGACUUUCGAUCUGAACUACGUCAGUAUUCUUACGUAAAGUACAUCGACGUGAAGGAAGGCGAAUUCGAAGCGUUUGUUCGAGUUGAUAAGCCGGCUUCUGCAAAUGCGCUAGUGAAAGAGUACAAUUCGGCUGAACACAGCGCGCAGAUAUUAAGCGGCGAGCUUGAGCAACAGUACUGGGAUAAAAUGAUGCGCGAUCGAGAGGAUAAACUCAACAAACGAGUCAAAACAGAAAGAGUGCGAGGACGAACUAAGUUAAUCCGGAAGAUUAACAACCACAUUAAGUUUGACGACGAUGAUGAUUAG
Molecule: messenger RNA, 1749 nt
Organism: Anopheles nili
Lineage: Eukaryota; Metazoa; Arthropoda; Insecta; Diptera; Culicidae
Gene: Larp7
Product: la-related protein 7
Exons: 3
Coding region: 1-1749 (582 amino acids)
Biological process (GO): RNA processing
Cellular component (GO): nucleus
Molecular function (GO): mRNA binding
Source: RefSeq, a predicted model, not a curated record